AUGAGCUACAAAGACAACUUCAACAUCAAUGGAAAUUCCUUCGCUGGCACAGGAUAUUUCACAGGAAUCCUCAAUGAAAAUGAAGGAUUGAGCCAACAUUGGCACAGUAUCGACUGGGAGGACCCAUUAUUAUACACAAUGCCACUGAUGAGAGACGAGUUAGCAGCCCUCAACAAUGGACUGGCCCUUCCACAAUGUCCUACUCCUGUCAUUGCCGAUGUUUCACCUGAGGCACAUCAACUCACACCGUCCUCUUGUGCACUGUCUCGCGCGCUGUCACCUGCUGAUGGAGAGUCACCACCAGAGCUCCACUGUGACACGAAUUCGUCCACCUGGGCAGCACGAAACCCAACACGUCCCAUGCUUCAUCGCUGGACUCCACUGCCUCGGCUGUCAGAUGCCCAGAAGGCCUCUCAAAAAAUUAAGAAGGAUCAGAGGACUGCAGUUACAAAGCAUUUACACGACGCUGUUGCCAAACAUCUACAAGAACAGAAAAAUGCAGUCAUAUUGCUCUCACUCACUCACAACAUCACUCCAAAACAUAUCGACAACAUGAUCAGUAAUCAGACCAAGUAUCACACAGCGCGCAAGGUUAACCUGACUAAUGCAUUGAUCCAUGCCAAAGCUAAGGAGAUGGAUAAUGAUCAGCCUAAUGGCUCUAGGCAUAUAUUGCCUAAGCUGCACGAAAUGGUUGCCAAGGAUCCUGACAUGCAAGAUUUGACGAGGGACGAGAAGGCCGCCUAUGUGGCUGCUCUUAGUGAGCACCAUGAAAAAAAGGGUGUCAAAUUUAUCAGUCCUUCAAGCAUUGGGACUGUCAGCAAAAUCCACAAGCUCUGUGAUAUGCUGAGGGCCAAGCCAUGCAAGAAGUGCUCCGAUGCUGGAAUCCCUCGCAAGUGCAAGGGUGCACCUACUACUGGACAGGGAAACAAAGAGAAUAGAAGGCCAUCAAAGAAGGUGAAAAAGAAUACCAGUACCCAGCAUCAGGAGGCCACCAAAAGUACAGAAUUUGUUAUGUUGUCUGAGGAUGAAGAUGAGGACAAGGACAAUGCAAAGUAUGCACUAGCAACCACAAGCAAGAUUCUUGAUGUCUACAGCUCCAAUGGUGCCACAGGCUACAAUAUUGGAUGCUCAUAUAGCAAAACUGUUGCAGCAAGUUCAAUAUCAACAAAGGCCAGUGCUAAACACCAUCGCUUCCUAGUCAACACAUUUCAUGGCCACACUCACAAUCACCAAUGUCAAAUUCAAUAUCAUCUGCUCUAUCAGGAAGGUCUUGGGAUCGAAGACUUAGAAACAUGUAAACGAAUCUUCUCUGCUUCUAAUGCUGUUGCACCUGUAAUUUGUCAUGCUUCUUAUUUUCAUUGGCUACAAUUCAACAAACUUCAUUUCGACCAAUGGGACCUAGACAAAUACUCUGAACUCAGUAAAUUCAUCUACAACAACUACAAGCAGGCUCUUCAUAUUGUCAAUGAGCUGUCACCUGCAGUUCAAGAGCUCAAAACCCUUGCCACUGAGACCAAAGAAGACAUUGAGAAAAUGACAUACGUCAAAGCCCUUGAGUCUUUGGCGAGCGCAGAGGCCAAGUACAGGAGUGUCACAUCUGUUCAGUUUCUGUCCUAUAGUCUGACAGAUUUCAUGCCUACACAAGGGCUUCGCAAAAGUGUGCAAACUGUUGCAAGAGCUCGGGAGGCUGAGCACAGUGCAGCAUACUGCAGUUGUUUCAUUCGUGUUGUCGAGCACCUUGAGGGAUUAGUGGUCAAGAGGCUAUUUGAGUUAGCCAAAGCCAAUCUUGCAGGGACCAGCUACAAAUUACGACAACAUAUCUCAAAUGCUAUUACCCAACGUUCUGCAGCAAUACAUGCAGCGUUGGACAAGUACAAUGACCUUGCACCUUUGCAAAAUCCACCCCAACUGACUCUCACAUACCAUGAACAAGACCUCCUAUCCAAGCCUUGGGCUUCAAAAACCAAUUGCGAAGUUGCUGCCAAAUAUUUUAAAGUAGUGCGUGCACAUGAGGAGCUCGCUCGCUUGAAUGUCGAAGUAGUGUGGCUUCAUGCAUGGGUCAAUGAUGAAGACACACAUCUGUCAUCUGUUGCACGAUCACUCUCGGAAACUGACCCUGCCCUUGCAUAUAAAAUUCAGUGCUGGUUUGAGGAGUGUCAUCAGGUGAAUAACAUUCACUGCACCAAACUUGAAGCAAUCUAUGAUCUCCCAGGAUACAAUGGUCUCAUUCAGGCAAGUAAGAAAAGGAGGGAAGGGAAGGAUGGAGAUCAUGUUGAAUGGGUGUUGGGUGACUUAGAAGGAUCCUCAACGAUUCUUGUAGAUGAGGAUGAUGUUCUUUGUGACAAAGAUAAUCACCUCGAUGCAUGCAUGUCUGAGUAG
Messenger RNA from Suillus discolor, 2379 nucleotides. RefSeq lists its product as uncharacterized. The record is from RefSeq and is a predicted model, not a curated record. Lineage: Eukaryota; Fungi; Basidiomycota; Agaricomycetes; Boletales; Suillaceae. Bases 1 to 2379 code for a protein of 792 amino acids. The transcript is spliced from 12 exons.